UCGGUCUCGGCCGCUGGGAACCGGGCCCGGGACUAGUCGGUCCCUCCGCGUGAGGGUGGCUCGGGAGGGAGGCGGGAGAAGGAGGUUCCUGCUUCUCUGGAACCUCAGGCUCUCCGCCACCCAGAGUCUUCUUGACCCUCGUGGCGUCCUGACGCGCACAGCUCCUGUUUUGUACUCGUUUUUAUUUUUAUUUCUGUUUGGGGGCGCUGUUUGCUUUUUGCUGGGGGGCCACGUCCUCCUGGGUGACUCCUGGCUCUGCCCUCAGGAACUGUGCCUGGCGGUGCCCUCGGAGCUGUGCCUGGCGGUGCAACCUUUAGGGGAUGCAGAAGACCCCAGCAGGGUUUGCUGCGUGCCAGUCGCCCUAUUCGCUUCGCUGCCCCUCGGGCCCGGCAUUAGUUCAUUUAUUUAGCAGUAACGGAUGGUUGUGCUGAUAUGUGCUUGACACUUCCUUAAGUGUGAGAUGCUCUGCAGUGCGUAGGGCAGGAACAGUUUAAAGCACAGAUGAACUGGAAAAGGAUACUGAAGCUGCAAUGUGAUGGGGAAAGAUUAGAAGAUAAAUUUGGACAAAAGAGUUCAAAAUCUUAGAAGUUGGUCUGGAGAAACAGUACAGGAGGCAUUGGUGUUUAAAAUGGAAGAGGAUACAGAUUUUAGAAUCAGGUUUGGUUCUUUAUGUUUCAUCACAGAUCAUGUUGGAUUUCAUGGUACUGUUAAAAGCUCACCAAGUGACUUUGUUGUUACUGAGAUUGAUGACCAUGGACAAUUAGUAUAUAAGGAUACUGAUAAACCUGUUUAUGAGAUUAAUAAAGUAUUAGUUGAGCCAAAUGUUUUAGCCAAAAAAAGAAAACAAGAUCUUCAAAAUUUAUCCUUUGAAAAGAGAAACAAUCAAAAAGUCAAUCCUUUGACUAAGUGCUCUGAUGGUAACCAAAAUCAUCAUUCUGGGUCAGAUAAAGAAGAUAUUCUCAAUGACAGAGCUUCCAAAGAUGAAGAAAAAGUUGAUGUACUAAGCUUUUUGUUAAAUGAAAAAACUAAUGAGUUACUAAAUCAGUUUGCAUGCGAAAUAAAAGAGAAUUGGAAUUCUAAAACUGAACAACUUGGACCAUCUCCUGAAUUCUCAUUAGGCAGAAUACUUGACAAAAAUCAGAGGGCUAGUUUGCAUAGUGCUGUUAGGCAGAGAUUUCCUUUUUUAAUUACUAUAGGAAGAAAUAGUGAAAUUUUUGUAAAACCAAAUCUUGAUUGUAAAGAAUUUUGUCAUUUGGUAUCAGAAGAAGAAGCAUUUGACUUUUUUAAAUAUUUGGAUGCAAAGAAAGAAAAUUCUAAAUUUACCUUUAAACCUGAUGCAAACAAAGAUCACAGAAAAGCCGUCCACCAUUUUGUCAACAAAAAGUUUGGGAAUCUCGUGGAAACCAAAUCUUUUCCUGAACUGAAUUCUAAUGCCAGUAAUCCAAAUGCAGUGAUAACGGUAAGGUUUCGAGAAAAAGCACACAACUACAGGAAAAGGUCUCUUCUUCAGUGUCAAGAAAGAAAAGUUGAAUACACAGCAUUUACCCUACGAAAGGAAAAUCUGGAAAUGUUUGAAGCAGUUGGUAUUUUAGCUGCCAAACUUGGUGUGAUUCCUUCAGAUUUUAGUUAUGCGGGCCUUAAAGACAAGAAAGCCAUCACCUAUCAAGCAAUGGUUGUUAGAAAAGUAACUCCAGAGAGGCUUCAGAAUAUCGAAAAAGAAAUUGAGAAGAAAAGAAUGAACGUGUUUAACAUUCGGCCUGUGGAUGGUGCUCUUAGACUGGGUCAGCUCAAAGGAAAUCACUUUGAUAUUGUCAUCCGAAAUUUAAGAAGCCAAGUAAGCGAUCCUGUAGACUUGAGAGAGAGAAUUUUGGAGGCCAUAGAAAAUGUUAAGGCUAAAGGGUUUGUGAAUUACUAUGGACCACAGAGAUUCGGGAUGGGGAGGCGAGUUCACACCGACCAAAUUGGAUUGGCCUUGCUGAAGAGUGAAAUGGUGAAGGCAGUAAAAUUAUUCCUUACACCAGAAGAUUUGGAUGAUCCCGUGAAUAGAGCAAAGAAAUAUUUUCUUCAAACUGAGGAUGCUAAAGGCACGCUUUCACUGAUGCCUGAAUUCAAAGUUCGAGAGAGAGCAUUGCUGGAGUCACUGCAUCGCUUUGGCCUGACCCACGAAGGUUGUGUCCAAGCCUGGUUCUCUUUUCCUCAUUGUAUGCGCAUAUUCUACAUCCAUGCUUACAGCAGCAAAAUUUGGAAUGAGGCUGUAUCUUAUCGACUUGCCACAUAUGGGUCAAGAGUAGUGGAGGGUGAUUUGGUCUGUCUGGAUGAAGAUACUGAUGACGAGAAUUUCACAAAAGUUCAUGUGGUAACAGAAGAAGAGGAGUCAGCUAAUACAUAUGGAAUGAAUCAGGUGGUUCUUCCAGUGCUUGGGUACAAUAAUCAGUACCCAAAGAACAAGGUGGGGCAGUGGUACCAGGAGACACUCAUCAGAGAUGGACUGCAGGCGUGCAGGUUUAAAGUACCUGCUCUGAAGCUCAAUGUCCCGGGAUGCUAUCGACAGAUUUUGAAACGGCCUCGUAAUCUCUCAUACCAGCUCAUGGAAGAACACAACAUUGAUGUCAAAAAAGAUGAUUCCCACAUCAGUGAAGCAGCUUUGUCUCUUUUGGUCUCUUUUGAUCUUGAUGCUUCAUGUUAUGCUACAGUUUGUCUGAGGGAAAUAAUGAAAGAUGACUUUUGAAACCGAUACUCUUGAUAUAAUUGUGUGUGUGUCAUCCUGUAAAAGAAAGGAGCUAGAAUUUCUUGAGCAUCACCAUGUGGGGAUCUUUAUAACUGUCACCUCCUUGAAUUAUGCAGCAUCCCGAUGAAAUAGAUAUUUGGUGCUAAUGCCCCAGAGGACAUAGGGCUAUCAAGUGCCAGGUUCUGAACUGAGGACUCCAACACCUAUGUCCUUUGUAUUCUCUACUGUGUCAGUGACCUUUAUUUAUGCGCCACAAAAGGUACAAUAUUCCUGGAAUAUUUGGAACGUAUAAUACUCUCAGAUAAUUGUUAAUAAGAACAAUUUUGAGUAAUUUUUAUAUACUAUAGCUCAUUGCUGAGAAUGUAGGAGAAAUUAGGUGUUAAGAAAACAUUGUUGGAUAGAUGAAACAUUUUGUUAAAUUCUUUUAAUUUUGAUAAACUCUUUUAAUUUUAAAUUUUGUUAAAUUCAUUCUUUCCUAUUUUUUAAAUUAUCUAUCAAAGUUUCUUUAUGAUAGCUAUCAGGGUAGUUUAUCCCCUUCUGAGGUGUAAAUUAAAUAGUCUUGAAUAAGUAUUGAGAUGAUUUUUAUAUAGCUUCUUUAUCUUGAUAUACAUUUUUGUAAUUUUUUCUAUUAUUCAAAUCAGAAUUUAGAAUUGGACAAAUUAGUUCCAGCUGUGACUUUUAUUGGUGACUUUAAAUAUGUCAUUGAAUCUUUUGAGGUUCAUUUGAAGAAUCUAGGUACCCCAAACUUACAAGGAACAAAUAAUAAAAUUUAUCUCCAUUCUUUUUAUGUGUGUAUAUGGUGCAAGGGAAAAAAAUUUUGUCCACUUUAAGAUAUAUUUAUGUCACAUCAUAAAUCACCCUUGAUAAUUUUCUUGCUGGUUAAAUUUGUGGGGGGAAAUGAUAUGUAUUGAUUAGGAAGAACUAAGCGUUCUUUCACUGUUGAUAGAAUAAUGAUGAAACUUGUGAAAUAACAGAGCACUACAUAUCAUGAAUGUGGUCUUUUUUAUUAUUGUUGCCCUCUACAACAUGAAUGAGUUAUGACUCUUGCAGUGGCAAAUCCAUGGCUAACUGAUUUAUUCAGCCUCUGCUUAAGUUCUGCAUACCAGGAUUCAAUCCGCCAACCUCCUAGGCAAGGUUGUGAAGCACAAGUAGAAAAAAAAUCCAUGUAUGAAUAAAGUGGCCUGUACAUUUCAAAUCUGACUGCUCAAGGGUUGACUGUGUUAAGUCAUUAAAACCUCUUAGACACUUAGCAUAAAAUUAAAUUUAGAAGGAAAAAGAAGCUGUGUGUAAGCAAAAAUGAAUCUAUGUAAUGUAAAAUAUGCUUAUUUUUAGCAUUUUAUGUUACAAAAAUGGAAAUACUUUCAGUGACUAGCUUUAGGUAAGUGAAGUAAAUAAGGAGUAUAGACUUUGACAAUAAACAGCAUUAUUAAAAAUGAUGAUGUUUUGGGGCUGGAGUGAUA
Molecule: messenger RNA, 4188 nt
Organism: Sorex araneus (European shrew)
Lineage: Eukaryota; Metazoa; Chordata; Mammalia; Eulipotyphla; Soricidae
Gene: PUS7L
Product: pseudouridine synthase 7 like
Exons: 10
Coding region: 629-2728 (699 amino acids)
Biological process (GO): pseudouridine synthesis
Cellular component (GO): nucleus
Molecular function (GO): pseudouridine synthase activity; RNA binding
Source: RefSeq, a predicted model, not a curated record